This is a messenger RNA of Tarenaya hassleriana, 701 nucleotides long. RefSeq names its product zinc finger CCCH domain-containing protein 43-like. The transcript has 3 exons. The coding region runs from base 87 to 701 and encodes 204 amino acids. Gene Ontology annotation, molecular function: metal ion binding; mRNA binding. Lineage: Eukaryota; Viridiplantae; Streptophyta; Magnoliopsida; Brassicales; Cleomaceae. The record is from RefSeq and is a predicted model, not a curated record.
ACAAUUACGUGAGACACCUCUUUCAUCGUGUCGUCGUACUCAUUUCCGUUUCUCCGGCAAGCUUAGGGUUUAGAUGCCGAAUCCCGAUGGAUCAAAUCGAAGAACCCACCGUCCAGAAUCCCCACAAUUCCGUCUCCGAAUCGCCAUUGCAGGCUUCUUCUUCCAAUUCCGCCGCAGAUCCACCCUCGGGUGGUCCCGGUCACACGGCGGAGGACGUUAACCAAUUUUACGAUCAGUGGCUUACUCAGUUGCAGAAUCUGGAGCUGGAAGGGAAAGCGACGGAAAUCGAGUCGUGGAACGGUGACUCCGCCGCAGAAUACGGAAGAAGAGAGGCGAAUGGGAAGAGUGAAGAGGAGAGUGACGGUGAGUACCGGAUCGAGAGUGAGAAGCUCGUCGACGACGAAGAGAUCGACGGGAAGAAUGCGAGGAGUAGAUUUUCUUUUCCGGUGAGACCUGAAGCUGUGGACUGUGCGUUUUACAUGAAGACAGGGAACUGCAAAUAUGGGGCGAAUUGCAGAUUCAAUCAUCCGGUUCGGACGAAGAAUCAGGUGAACGAAGAUGCUGGACAGAAGCCAGGCCAGAUAGAGUGCAAGGUGGGUGCAAGUAUGGAAAAGAUUGUAGGUAUUUGCACAACAAGGCAAAACUUCAUGUGGCUCCAGCCUUUGACCUUAACUUCCUGGGCUUGCCUAUCAGACCUGUAA